AUGGCUCCGGAUAGCCUAGCUAUGAUUGGGCUUCCAUGCACAUCAUUUGUGCAAAUCAACUAUGCAACCCAUAGGCGGUGUGCAGAAAACCUGUAUGGUCGAGAGGACCAGUUCCGCUACAUAGGAGAAGCCAACACGAUAGCUGUUCGGACAGUCAUCAUCAUGAUGAUUCUGACGGUCAGGGGCUGCUACUAUCUACUAGAACAACCAGGAAGUUCCAAGUUUCUUUUGUUCCCCGAGCUGCUGUUCCUGCAGCAAACCUUGGAGAACUCUGGCAUCCCAAACUUCUUUACAAGAUUUUGGAUGGGAUCAUGGGGUGCAAAAUCACCAAAGCUGUCUAUGGCCAUUGCUUCUUCGCCCUACGUCGUGGCACUGAAGAAAAAGCUUGGAAAGUUUGAGAGGGCCAGGCUGAAGCUCAAUUCAGCAGGCAUUUGCAUUUGUAAGGGGAAACCCGAUGGUUCAAAGUCCUACCAGGGGGGCCCGAACCUUCGAAGCACACAGGUUUAUCCCCGCAAAUUUGCAGCCAAACUCUUCAAGAUGCAUGCCAAGCUGAAGGCCAGGCUUGAUCCGGGGGCUGCCACAAACUAG
Molecule: messenger RNA, 588 nt
Organism: Durusdinium trenchii
Lineage: Eukaryota; Dinophyceae; Suessiales; Symbiodiniaceae
Source: the annotation of a GenBank genome assembly